AUGGGUUUGCCGGAAUCUUACUCGGAAAACGAAGUUAUUGGCCGGUUUUCACCCACAAGUGAAGAAGAUUCCGAUUUUGACAGCCGGAGUCCCGAUUGCUCCGACGAGGAGGGAUUGAUAGAAAUAGAACUUCCGACAGGGAACUACGUUCACCAGAAACGAGAAGAAGAAAAAGAGCUGUGUUUUCAACAAUUCUUGCCGGACAUAUCACCGGCAUCGAUUUACCGGUGGUCGGAGAUGAAUGAGGAAGAGAAUCUGAUCGAAAUUGACAUAUCCAUGGGGUCCAUUAAGUGCACAAGAUUUUAA
This is a messenger RNA of Cynara cardunculus var. scolymus (artichoke), 306 nucleotides long. RefSeq lists its product as uncharacterized. Lineage: Eukaryota; Viridiplantae; Streptophyta; Magnoliopsida; Asterales; Asteraceae. The record is from RefSeq and is a predicted model, not a curated record. The transcript has a single exon. The coding region runs from base 1 to 306 and encodes 101 amino acids.